AUGAGUUUGGGUGCAGUUUUAAUUGUUCCGAUUUUGAAUUGAACAAAAAUUACAGAAUCAAUGCUGUUGAAAGCAAUGCUGUUGAAAGCAAUGCUGUUGAAAGCAAUGCUGUUAAAAGCAAUGCUGUUGAAAACAAUGCUGUUGAAAGCAGUGCUGCUGAAAACAAUGCUGUUGAAAACAAUGCUGUUGAAAACAAUGAAAUUGUAUUUUUUAGGCAAGGCACAAAAAAACUCAGUUAGAGUAAAUUUGACCGAUUUUUCAAAGUCUGAGCAGCAGAUAGACUUCUUCAAAACAAUGUUAAAUAUUCUUCUAAUAUUUCUAUGUGUCUUCUUCCUGAUAAAUCUAUAUUUUGUUAUGGCAAUUAUCCUGUAUCUGGAGCAGCAUUUAUAUUGUAUCCAAAUAGCACUAUUAAACAACUUUCAGAUGGAGAUCCGUCAGCAGGUAUGGGUUCUGUGCAUCAUGAUGGCUUUAUUUUACUUAUUUGGAGGAUGAGAUGCUUAUGGUAAUGAAUUGAAUAAAGCAGCAAAAUAUGAGCUAUCAACUGAUAAGUGAUAUAAAAUUUGUCCUCUGAAUGAAGUUCUAAGCCGCGUUUCAUGUAUUGCAGGCAAUUAUGGAAUCGCAUUUGUUGGGUAUGAAAGUAGCAAACUAUAUUUAUAUCAUCAUAAGCAAGAUAUUUAUAAUGAAAUUUAUCUCAAAUUUGCAGCAAAUACUAACAAAGUCUUGCUCCAGGCAGAAAAUCGAGUGCUUUUAAUCGAAUCAGGAAAAAACAUAUAUGAAAGUGAAUCAAAUCAACUAACGAAUUGGAAAAUUAUAGGAGCAGCGCAGAUUAGCUUUGGUCGCGGAGUAGCAUAUAAAGUUUAUUUCAAUCAAAGUUGCUAUUUCAUGGACAAUAAUGAUAAACUAUAUAAAUUUGAUAUGAAGAGCUUACAAUUAACGAUGAAUCAGCUAUAA
Molecule: messenger RNA, 951 nt
Organism: Blepharisma stoltei
Lineage: Eukaryota; Ciliophora; Heterotrichea; Heterotrichida; Blepharismidae
Source: the annotation of a GenBank genome assembly